GUUUCUUUUACGGAUAAAGUGGGAAAAUAGAGCGCCGACUGGUCUUUUGGGCCGAAGACAACCGCGGGCUCUCCAAAGAUCAGAAGGGCAAAAAAAAAAAACUUACUUCUUUGCUGCACUGCCGCCAGUCUCUCUUUUCGAAGUAGCAGUCGUUCAUUUUCGUCUGCUCGACUGUCUACCUGUCAGAUCCUUGCCUACUGCUGAAUACGCUGCCCCGACGUGGGAAGCAGCCGGAGUUUUUCCUCACCUGAACAGCCUGUGCUGAAGAUCCGCUUGUCCCUACCAUCCGGCUAUCAGCAUCACCCGCAUCCGUGGGGCUGUCGAGGGGCAUACCAGUCAUCAGGUUCAUCGUCGUCCUCAACCGGGACUAUUCUCGCUUUGUCGUCGACCUUGGACAUCUUGAUACCCUCUCUCUCCUCUCUUUUCCCUAGGGGAUUGAAGCAGGUGAGACCGAAAAGAGAUUUUCGCCGGCAAAUUCUUCCGCGGAGGUCCAAAACUAUGGCCGCCACCUCGACGACCACUUCGACCAAACGGCUCAACAUCCUGGUCUAUUCCGGGAAUGGGACCACUGUGGAUUCUGUCCGCCAAUGUCUGUUUUCACUUCGUCGCCUUUUGGCACCGAAUUAUGCUGUUAUACCCGUGACGGGUGAGAUGAUCAUCAAUGAGCCAUGGACGUCGAGCUGUGCUCUCUUUGUCAUGCCUGGUGGUGCCGAUCUGCCGUAUUGCAGGACCCUGAACGGCACUGGGAACCGGCGGAUUAGCCAGUUCGUUCAUCGAGGCGGCGCAUAUCUAGGAUUCUGCGCAGGCGGCUACUAUGGAAGUAAGCGUUGCGAGUUUGAAGUCAGAAAUGAGAAGCUCGAGGUUGUCGGUGAUAGGGAGUUGGCUUUCUAUCCCGGAAUCUGUCGCGGUUGCGCAUUUCCAGGGUUUGUCUACAAUAGCGAGGAUGGCGCCAGAGCUUCUGAGUUACAAGUGUCGAAAUCCUCGUUCCCUGACGAAAAACAUAUCCCGCCCUCGUUCAAGUCCUACUAUAACGGUGGAGGCGUCUUCGUUGAUGCUCCAAAAUUCGCCCAUCAAGGCGUCGAGGUCCUUGCGGACUACACUGAAUCGCUCAAAGUCGAUUCGGGAGAAGGCCAUGCAGCAGUCGUUUAUUGCCGGGUCGGCGAAGGUGCUGCCGUAUUAACAGGACCACACCCAGAGUUUGUAUCCUUAAAUGCCAAUGUUUCCGUGGAUAGGCCUCAACUAACCGCUCUUAGAUUUGCGGCGUCCAACUUGGAUAGAAACGCAGAUGGCCCGGAAUUCUGCCACGUCAUUGAUACUCUAGCUCAGAAUGAUGAAGCGAGAACCGAAUUCCUGCGAGCUUGUCUGAAGAAGCUUGGGCUCCAUGUGAACGAUGAAACAACAAGGGUACCUCCUCUUUCUCGAAUGCAUCUUUCUGCCCUGGAGCCACAUGCUGCUACGGACCUUGUCUCACUGCUUCGAGAUAUUAUCACGGUGGAAGAUGGGGAAGAGUACAUUAAAGAUGACAAUGACACCUUCCAUCUAGAAAAACCGUCUUCGCUGAGUAUGGACAAGGUUGCCGAAGCGCUCCCCGGCUCCAUCGAAGCAAAGGCUGACCAGGACUCGACGGGUGAUAGAAUUGUCGACUAUGACAAGGUUAUAAAAAAAGUCGCUAUUCAUGAAGAUUAUCCCUCUCCGGUCGAAACCCCGCGAUUUAACCAUCAGACUUUCUACGGUAUGAUUAAGGAAUAUAGAUCGCAGUCGAGGGAACGUCUCUCGGAGUUCGGUUCGCACGUCUUAUAUGCGGAAGUUGUUACGAGUACGAACACUUUACUGGAGAAGAACACACAAAUCCUGCGAAGACUUCCAAACGGGUUUAUGGCAACGGCAAAUGUCCAAGUCGCUGGUCGCGGUCGCGGCUCCAACGUCUGGGUGUCUCCACCGGGACAGCUCAUGUUUUCAAUAUGCAUCCGUCAUCCAGUUGAGAAAUUCGCAAGUGCUCCAGUCGUUUUCAUCCAAUAUCUCGUCGCAAUGGCCAUCGUCAAAGGCAUCAAAACCUACGAUAAGGGAUACGAAAACAUGCCCGUGAAACUAAAAUGGCCAAACGACAUCUACGCUCUCGACCCCUCCCAACCUGACAAAAUGACCUACACCAAAAUCGCCGGCAUCCUAGUCAACGCCCACUUCUCCUCCAAAGAAUACAUCGCCGUCGCCGGUGCCGGCAUCAACGCCCUCAACGCGCUCCCAACCACGUCUCUUAACGCCAUCCUCGCCACCCUCAACUCUUCUCUCCCCGCCAACAAACCCCGCCUCCCCCCGCUCUCCCUCGAGAAACUCCUCGCACGCAUCCUCACUACCCUGGAAGAGCUCUACACCCGCUUCCUUCGCACCGGCUUCGACCAGACCUUUGAAGAUAUGUACUACGCGGACUGGCUGCAUAUGGAUCAGAUAGUGACGCUGGAGGCUGAAGGGGAUGUGCGGGCGAGGAUCAAGGGGAUUACGAGGGAUUAUGGGUUGUUGGUGGCGGAGGAGUUAGGGUGGGAGGAUCGGCCGACGGGGAGAAGGUGGGAGCUGCAGAGUGAUAGUAAUAGCUUUGAUUUUUUCAAGGGGUUGGUGAAGAGGAAGAUUUAAUGAGAGAGAGGGACAAAGCUAUUAUUGUUGACUCUGGAUUACGGGGAAUCGAGAUGAUUGCGGAUGAUCCGGGUUCCAUUCGAUGAUAAGUAUAUCCAAUCUACAUAAAAAGGCGGUUUAACAGGAUUUUUCCGUUUCAUCUCACUUUUUUUUCUUCUUUGUUAUUUUCCUCUAUCCUCGUAGUGAAACAUGCGAAAUAGCCAACUCCACACACCAACCAGUGUCAAGAUAACUAAGAGGAUAGAAGCAAAAC
Molecule: messenger RNA, 2881 nt
Organism: Coccidioides immitis RS
Lineage: Eukaryota; Fungi; Ascomycota; Eurotiomycetes; Onygenales; Onygenaceae
Product: biotin-[acetyl-CoA-carboxylase] ligase
Exons: 4
Coding region: 499-2628 (709 amino acids)
Biological process (GO): protein modification process
Cellular component (GO): cytoplasm
Molecular function (GO): biotin--[biotin carboxyl-carrier protein] ligase activity
Source: RefSeq, a predicted model, not a curated record